Molecule: messenger RNA, 299 nt
Organism: Psammomys obesus (fat sand rat)
Lineage: Eukaryota; Metazoa; Chordata; Mammalia; Rodentia; Muridae
Product: zinc finger protein ZFP2-like
Exons: 1
Biological process (GO): regulation of transcription by RNA polymerase II
Cellular component (GO): transcription regulator complex; PcG protein complex
Molecular function (GO): DNA-binding transcription factor activity, RNA polymerase II-specific; RNA polymerase II cis-regulatory region sequence-specific DNA binding
Source: RefSeq, a predicted model, not a curated record
CAAAAGAAUUCACACUGGAGAGAAACCUUAUGAAUGUAACCAAUGUGGUAAAGCCUUUUCACAGAUCAGUCAUCUCCUAAUACAUAAAAGAACUCACACUGGAGAGAAACCUUAUGAAUGUAACCAAUGUGGUAAAGCCUUUGCAAGUAACAGCAGUCUCUUAGUUCAUAAAAGAACUCACACUGGAGAGAAACCUUAUGAAUGUAACCAAUGCGGUAGAGCCUUUUCAAAGAACAGUAAUCUCCUAGUUCAUAAAAGAACUCACACUGGAGAAAAACCUUAUGCAUGUAUCCAAUGUG